Messenger RNA from Lottia gigantea (owl limpet), 486 nucleotides. RefSeq lists its product as hypothetical. Gene Ontology annotation, molecular function: 1-phosphatidylinositol-3-kinase regulator activity. Gene Ontology annotation, cellular component: phosphatidylinositol 3-kinase complex. The annotation marks the transcript as partial. The transcript has a single exon. Lineage: Eukaryota; Metazoa; Mollusca; Gastropoda; Lottiidae. The record is from RefSeq and is a predicted model, not a curated record. Gene Ontology annotation, biological process: phosphatidylinositol phosphate biosynthetic process; intracellular signal transduction.
UGGUACUACAGUAACUGUGACAGUCGCAGAGCCAAACAAAUACUAUCUCGUUCUCCGACUGGAUCUUUUAUAUUAAGGAACAGUUCCGAUCCGAAAUUUUUAUAUUCGUUAAGCAUACGGACAGAUCGAGGACCUACUAGUGUCAGGAUAAAAUAUUCUCGAGAAUUAUUUCAAAUGGAUUGUGAUGAAAAACUUUUAAAAAUAUUACCACGUUUUGAAAAUGUGAUAGCUCUAGUCAAUUUCCAUUUAACUUGGAGUCAAUCCGACAGUGACACUUCUUGCCGAUUAAUAGGUUCGACCAAAGACAAAUAUAUACCCAUAAAACUUACAAAACCAGUUGUAAACAGUCCCGGAUCUUUAAAACAUUUAUCACGUUUAACAGUGAACCGUUCUAUCAAAGAUAUACAUAUUCCUGCAAGUUCUACAGACUGUUUGCCAAUUCCUGAAUGUCUGAAGAAUUAUAUUAGGGAGUAUAUUUACAAGGUG